GUAGAUCCAUUUAAGCGCCUUCCCGAUGCCGACAAGCCUGGCGGAUUCAAUGACUUGUUCCCGAACCUCCAGCGGAUCACGGACAGCACCUUCGGCACUGUCUUCGAGUGUUGCAAGGGGUACUCCCACGAGCGGAGCGUUGUCAAGAUUGUUCGCCGACGGGAGCACCCACUUCUGAAGCAGCGGCGACAGCGCAUCACAGAGACAGAGGAGUUUUGGCGGUACAUGUCGAAACUCCAAGCGCUACGUCAUGAGAAUGUUGUUCGAUACACGAACUUCUACGCCGCAGCUUGGUUCCGUGUGAUGAGCAGUAUUGGGCUAAGUCACACCCAAUUGCCUCGGUGGGGAGUGGAUGGUGUUUUGGAGUGCCAGCGCAACGCAGAAUUCAAAGUUGAUGUUACCCGAAGUGAGGAUAACGCCUCCUUCUACUUCGUGAUGGAGUGCUGCCCCGGCAGAACUCUGCUGGAGCACCUGCUGGUCACGAAGCAUGCAAGCAGAGCUGUGUGGCUUACGUUAACGCUUGGCAAGUUCCGUCUUUUCAUUGGAACUUGCGGCAGCCGGGGGGUUGUUCCUUCGUGGCAAGAGUCUCGUGUGCGGCAGCUUAUGCGACAACUCCUACAGGCCCUGCACUACAUCCAUCAGAUGGACGUGAUUCAUCGCGAUGUGAAGUUGGAGAACCUCAUGGUCCUCGAGCGCUCACAGGAAGGGCCCCUUCUGAAGCUCCUCGACUUUGGUCUUGGAUGCCGUGGGUGUGGAUCUGGCGCGAUGGGGACGCUGGGCUACAUGGCUCCGGAAGUGUUUGGUCCCAACUCCUACAGCAACAGUGUCGACCUCUUCUCUGCGGGAGUGGUCAUGCAUAUCUGCUUCACAGGAAGGCCGGCAUUUCCACCUGUCAGUUUUCGCACCUGGGAGGAUCACCACAAGGCGCUCCUGGCUGGCCCAGAUCUGAUGCAGAAGCCCUUACCGAAGGCCUUUGCGUGCUUGGUUCCGGUGCUUGCCUGGGCACUCAGACCGACGGCCUCACGGCGAUGCACAGCUUCACAGGCGCUUCGGAGUCCAUGGCUACAAGGCGAUGGAAAGAUCUGGAAAGAGGAGCCUACCCUGUGGAGCGGGACUUCUGGCGAGCUGCGCUUUCUGCAGGUCAUGGGCGUCUGGAAUGGAGCUUCCACGAAGCUGAAGGUGAUUCCCAGCAAGGAUUCCUUGCAGGUUAUUGAUGAGGCCGAAGUCGAGGACGAGGAGGAAGACCAUGACAUCGAGCAGUUCUGCUGCCGGUUGGUCCGGCACAUGGACAUCCCUGUGUGCAUUGCCAACCCUGGCAAGCCGGACUGUCCUCUGGUUGUCGUCUCCAAGGGCUUUGAGGAUCUGACAGGCUUUUCAGAGCAGGAGGUCCUGGGUCACAACUGCCGCUUCCUGAACAAGCUACGGUCGACCGACCUGUCCCAGGCCAGGCGCAAUCUUGAAUGA
This is a messenger RNA of Symbiodinium pilosum, 1464 nucleotides long. NCBI's taxonomy places the organism in Eukaryota, Dinophyceae, Suessiales, Symbiodiniaceae. The record is from the annotation of a GenBank genome assembly.